ACUAUAGCGUCGUUCAGAUUUUAAAAGUCGGGAAAAAAGUUUCUGAUAACCUUUCUUCUUCCUUAAAAACAAAAAUACUGUAAAAAUGAGUAAAGCACAUCCUCCAGAACUUAAAAAGUAUAUGGACAAGAGAUUAUCGUUAAAAUUAAAUGGCGGUAGACAUGUUAUUGGAAUUUUACGUGGUUUUGAUCCAUUUAUGAAUAUGGUUAUAGACGAAAGUAUUGAAGAGUGUAAAGAUGGUACUAAAAACAAUAUUGGAAUGGUGGUAAUUCGCGGGAACAGCGUGAUAAUGUUAGAAGCUUUAGACAGGAUAUGAAUUGAACUAUUUUAAAUAAAUGAUUUUGAUAUUAAA
Messenger RNA from Osmia lignaria (orchard mason bee), 352 nucleotides. It is a transcript of the gene SNRPG, whose product is annotated as small nuclear ribonucleoprotein G. Gene Ontology annotation, molecular function: RNA binding. Gene Ontology annotation, cellular component: catalytic step 2 spliceosome; U2 snRNP; P granule. NCBI's taxonomy places the organism in Eukaryota, Metazoa, Arthropoda, Insecta, Hymenoptera, Megachilidae. Gene Ontology annotation, biological process: spliceosomal snRNP assembly; mRNA splicing, via spliceosome. The record is from RefSeq and is a predicted model, not a curated record.